Molecule: messenger RNA, 327 nt
Organism: Moesziomyces antarcticus
Lineage: Eukaryota; Fungi; Basidiomycota; Ustilaginomycetes; Ustilaginales; Ustilaginaceae
Product: ubiquitin-related modifier 1
Exons: 2
Coding region: 1-327 (108 amino acids)
Biological process (GO): protein urmylation; tRNA thio-modification
Cellular component (GO): nucleus; cytoplasm
Molecular function (GO): protein tag activity
Source: RefSeq, a predicted model, not a curated record
AUGGUGACACCAUCGACGGUCAAGGUCAAGGUCGAGUUUGGCGGCGGCACGGAGCUGCUGCUUGCCCCACCGCACGAGAAGAAGCACGUGCUGACGCUGCCGAGCGUCGACGAGGCGGGCAAGGCGACCGACGUGGCGGACCUGAUCCAGUACAUCCGCAAGAACCUCAUCACUGAACGCGAAGAGCUGUUUGUCGAUGGCGACUCGGUCCGACCUGGCAUCCUGGUGCUGAUCAACAACAGCGAUUGGGAGCUCGAGGGCGAGGUCGAGUAUGUACUUCAGGACGGCGACGAGGUCGUCUUCAUCAGCACACUUCACGGAGGCUAG